Molecule: messenger RNA, 1718 nt
Organism: Physeter macrocephalus (sperm whale)
Lineage: Eukaryota; Metazoa; Chordata; Mammalia; Artiodactyla; Physeteridae
Product: NUMB like endocytic adaptor protein
Exons: 7
Biological process (GO): positive regulation of neurogenesis
Cellular component (GO): cytoplasm
Source: RefSeq, a predicted model, not a curated record
CUACCCUGUUGUCUGAAAGCCCCAGUCCUGACUGGGCCAUCUGUUGCGGGGACCCUCCUUCUCCCCUUUCCCUAUCCCCCACCCUGCCCCUUCCGCACGUGCUGACCACCUGCUCCGAAGGCUGUGGCAGCUGAGAAGGCCUCCCACCCCCACCCCCCCCCCCACCCCCGGCUCCGCCACAACACACACACCACCUCCCAGCCUCCUGGCUCCCUCCACUCGGCUCCCAGCAACCUCGCUUUUGCUAAUGGGCCUUAAUGCCCCUGCCAGCUGCUUUGCCAAACCCACAGGAUUGGGAGGGUGCGGGGGCACUUGGGUGGCCAGGACAGCUCCCCGGUCCCAGCCUGGCGCCCCCGCCCCCAAAGCUGAACCGAUCGCGCACCAGGACGCCGGGGUCUGUUCAUUCCCCCUCCUUUCCUGGCAAAAGUGCCUCGUCACCGCUUCUGCCCGCCCCCGCCGGGCUGGGAGAACCGUGGGGUUAGCUGGAAGAUUUGGGGAUGAGGGACCGCGAGGCGCCUCCCGAAGCAAAUCUUUCGGACGCGGAACUUAAGGGGAUCUGAGGUCAGGAGUCACGGAGGGGAAGGGAGCCCACGCCUGGAUGGACCUAGGGGAACGUGUCAGCGAGAUUCACGUGCGUGCUCAGUCCAGGACUGGCCAGUGGGCGUGGCGGGGCGGUGGCCACACCGGAGGAGGCGGAGUCGUGAUUGCGUAUAGGCGUGGCCUGCUGGUCAAGGGGCGGGGUCUCUUUGCAUAUCCAGCAGGCGGCGGGGCUGGGGCGGGGAGCCGAAGCGGGAGGGGCGCUCCCCCGCCCCUGGAACGGAAUCCUCCCGGGAGCGGAGCAGGCUAGCGAGCUUGCAUCCCGCACCAUCCCCCGGCCCCCGGUCCCGGCCCGCGUCAGACCGAGCUGCCGCCGCCGCCACAGCAGCAGCAGCACUCGGGGAUCCGGGCCCAGCCGGGGCCGCGGGAGGCGGGGGCGCCGGAGCCCUGGAUGUCCCGCAGCGCGGCGGCCAGCGGCGGACCCAGGAGGCCAGAGCAGCAUCUGCCCCCUGCCCCUUGUGGGGCCCUGGGGCCCCCUGAAACCUCCAGGACGGAGCCAGACGGGGCGGGCACUAUGAACAAGCUACGCCAGAGCCUGCGGCGGCGGAAACCAGCCUACGUGCCUGAGGCAUCGCGCCCACACCAAUGGCAGGCGGACGAGGACGCGGUGCGCAAGGGCACGUGCAGCUUCCCGGUCAGGUACCUGGGCCACGUGGAGGUGGAGGAGUCCCGGGGGAUGCACGUGUGUGAAGAUGCUGUGAAGAAGUUGAAGGCGAUGGGCCGGAAGUCUGUGAAGUCUGUCCUGUGGGUGUCAGCCGAUGGGCUCCGGGUGGUGGAUGACAAGACCAAGGACCUGCUGGUAGACCAAACCAUCGAAAAGGUCUCCUUCUGUGCUCCUGACCGCAACCUGGACAAGGCUUUCUCCUAUAUCUGCCGUGACGGGACCACCCGCCGCUGGAUCUGCCACUGUUUCCUGGCGCUCAAGGACUCCGGCGAGAGGCUGAGCCACGCAGUGGGGUGUGCGUUUGCGGCCUGCCUAGAGCGGAAACAGCGGCGGGAGAAGGAGUGCGGAGUCACGGCUGCCUUUGACGCCAGCCGCACCAGCUUCGCCCGGGAGGGCUCCUUCCGCCUGUCCGGGGGUGGGCGGCCGGCUGAGCGAGAGGCUGCCGACAAAAAGAAAG